Messenger RNA from Carassius auratus (goldfish), 2080 nucleotides. RefSeq names its product peroxisomal biogenesis factor 19-like. The coding region runs from base 20 to 874 and encodes 284 amino acids. Gene Ontology annotation, biological process: protein import into peroxisome membrane. The transcript has 8 exons. The record is from RefSeq and is a predicted model, not a curated record. Lineage: Eukaryota; Metazoa; Chordata; Actinopteri; Cypriniformes; Cyprinidae. Gene Ontology annotation, cellular component: peroxisomal membrane; peroxisome.
UUCGUCAUUGAGAAGCAAGAUGGCGUCAGCAUCAGAACAUCAGGGUGCUCCAGACAGCGAACUGGCCGAAUUAUUAGACAGUGCUCUUGAUGAUUUUGACAAGACCAGUGUGCCUCCUGUGGCCCCCACUGCCCCUGGUCCAGGAACGACGAGUGAUCAGAAGCCUCCUCUGCUGGAUGACAGUAAGAUCUUCGAGACUCUCUUUGAUGGUGAGAUGGCCAAUCAAGCACGUGAGGAGUGGGAGAAAGCCAUGGCCGAGUUAGCGCAAGAAGAACCUCAGCUUCUACAGCAUUUUCAUAAGCUGUCUGAGGCAGCAGGUAAAGUAGGCACAGAUGUAGCUUCACAACAAGAGUUCACCUCCUGUCUUAAGGAGACCCUUGGUGGUUUGGCGAAAAACGCAGACAACCUCCAGAAUGCAGGACUGGCUGGAGAUGAUCUGGUAAAGACCUUGGAGAACCUGGGAUUGAAUGAAAAUGGGGAGGGAGGAGAUGAUGGAAAUAUUCUCCCAAUUAUGCAGUCCAUUAUGCAGAACCUUUUAUCCAAAGAAGUUCUAUACCCUUCUCUUGAAGAGAUAACGGAGAAGUACCCUGAAUGGUUGGAGAGCAACAAGCAAUCUCUUCCCACAGACCAGUUCAUGCGGUAUGAGCAACAGUACAAACUAAUGGGAGAAAUAUGCAGCCAAUUUGAGAAAGAUGGAGACAAAGACAGCACAUUUGAAAACAUUCUUGAACUCAUGCAGAAGCUGCAAGACUUGGGUCAACCGCCAAAAGAGCUUGCUGGAGAGGCACCUCCUGGCUUGAAUUUUGACCCAGAAUCUCUGCAAUUUCCUGGAGUGCAAGGAGUCCCAGGACCAGAGCAGUGCUCAAUCAUGUGAUCUCAAUGAGGUCAAAUCAAUGUACAUUUGAAAACGAUACAAUUUGGAGCUAAUUAUCUGAACCUGAGUUGGACACAGUUGAUCAUGCUCCCCUUUUAAUGGAGUUUGCUUUUGUGUCUGCACUGAAACUGUGAACGUUCACUACAUUAAUUUUACUUCGUAGUUCUUGUCCACUGAGGUCCUUUCCAUAUUUAUCCUUAUUCCGUUCACUGUCCUCACUGUGCGUUUUGAGUGAAGCUUGAUAUCUCAGUGUGCUGACAGCUUGGUUUUCAGAAUUUUUUUACAGUUUUACUUCAAGCACAUUUGACAGGUGUCACAGUGAAUUGUGUUUUGUGUAAGUAGAGACAAAUGGACAGGAAAGGUAUUUACAGAUUGAUUGGUUUAAUUUUAUUUGUAAAUCUCAGAAGAAUGGUCUGGGUCAACAAAUAGCUUCCAUCAGAUUGAUGAAAUUAUUUUAAUAUACAGCGUAAUGUCCAUUUAUUCUCACACUAUAUCAUGUAUGCUAUUUCUGUGAUCUGACAACUAAUCUGUGACCAAAACGCAUCUCUCAGAUCCAUCAUUUUCAAAAAACUAACUGCAGACAGUUCAGAUAAAGGCUGAUAAUAUAUUGAUAUUAUCAUUCUUUGACCCAUAGUCUGCAUUUUUAACUGAGUAGAAUAAUUAUCUCUCCCUUUGUCUUUUAAUGGUUACUAUAUAUAUCUGCAUAUAGAGCAGUUGAAGUGUUGGCAUGUCAAUUUAAAUAAUUCCCAUCAUUCCUAUAGUGGUGCCUCUGUGUGAUGUGUUAAAUCCCAGGAUACCUCAAAAGUAGGUUAAAGUUUGCAGCCGUUACAUUUGAGGGGAUGUUUACAUGGUUCUUUUAUGCAAACAUGUUUGAGUGGAUGGAAAUGGGAUUCUUUCACAGGAUCAAAUGUGGAGUUGGUUAUCAGUUUGCUUUCUUUACAUGUGGCAUGAGCUCUAUCGUAGUAUGAUAUUAUGUGGCCAAAAUAAAGAUUAUGAUAAGGAUAGGAUGGCCAUGCAGAUGAGCCGGACAAAAAUAUCUAAUGGUUACAACACUCAGGGGUUGCUCAAACACAAAGCACUUAAAUCAGCUCAUCAAUAUUCUUUGUACUGUAAAAUGUUCCAUUAAAUGUGCAGUUCAUUGGUCUUGUCAUACCACACUGUAUGGAAUUGCAAUUCUCUAAAAUCGAAAUAAACGUUAUGAACUUA